Molecule: messenger RNA, 506 nt
Organism: Aplysia californica (California sea hare)
Lineage: Eukaryota; Metazoa; Mollusca; Gastropoda; Aplysiida; Aplysiidae
Product: 1-deoxyxylulose-5-phosphate synthase YajO-like
Exons: 6
Coding region: 87-506 (139 amino acids)
Source: RefSeq, a predicted model, not a curated record
CUCUUCCACAGAUACUUUUUAUCACCCACCUGUCUGUGACUGUGAGCCAGAGAUAAGAUAAGCUGCCACCUACCUCUCAACGCAAGAUGUCUGCUAUACCCGAGGAGAAGAAAGUCCUGUACCCUUUCCUGGGUCGCUCUGGUAUCCGGGUGUCCAACCUGUGUUUGGGAACGAUGACUUUUGGAGAACAUCAGAUGUAUGACAAUUUAGAAUUUCGCUCUCUCCAGCAACAAUACAACCUGGCGUGCAGGGAGUCCGAGUUGGAAGCUUUCCAAGUGUGUAAGGCCGAGGGAAUGGCGGUGAUGCCUUGGAGUCCGCUCAAAGGACACUUCAGUCGCAGCGUGCCCCAAAUAGCUCUCCGCUGGCUCCUGCAGAAAGACGUGGUGACGUCAGUGAUCAUCGGGGCUCGGACUCUGCAACAGCUGGAUGACAACAUGGCCGCUGCCAACGGAUGGUCCUUGUCUAAAGAGGAGGUUGGCUCCGAGCAUCUUCAGGGUUUAGGUUAA